AGUUUUACGUACUGGUUUCUUCCGAGCACCAAUCUAUUUUAUUAUAUUAAUAAAUUACGUAAUUCUAUUGAAGUUUUACAAAAUUAGUAUUGUAUUGUAUCUGGUUUAAUAAUUAUAUACUUUAGUCACUCUCCUUUCAUUUUGGUCUCUACUGAACGUCACAACAAAUAAGAAAGUAAGCGUUUGUUUACUAUUAUGACGUCUCAUUAAUAAAUUUUAUUUAUACUAAAAUUUUAAGUUUAUUUUGUUGUUAAUUUUACAGGAAACGUAGUGACAAUGAACAGGGAUAAAAGAGAACCAGAGUAUCCUGCAGAGCUCGAAUCACAGUUUAUAAUGAGACUUCCUGAAGAACCUGCAAAAUUGCUAAGAGGAAUUCUUAAAUCUGGCGAUAAUUUAAAGAACCGUCUUACUAUUCAAAUUGAUAAUGAUAUGCGUCAUGGAGAAGUGCGGUUUGACCACUGGUUGAUGCAUGCUAAAAUUGUGGAUCUUCCUACUGUUAUUGAAUCAAUGAAAACAAUUGACAAUAAAAGUUUUUAUAAAACGGCAGAUAUUUGCCAAAUGAUGAUAUGCAAAGAUGAACCAGAUCAACCACCCACAGAAGAGGAAUCACCUGCCAAAAAUAAGAAAAAGGAUCCCUAUAAGGUUGAUAAAAAGUUUCUUUGGCCCCAUGGUAUUACACCCCCAACAAAAAAUGUUCGUAAACGUCGUUUUAGAAAAACCCUAAAGAAAAAGUUUGUUGAAGCACCUGAAAUUGAAAAAGAAGUAAAACGUUUACUUAGAGCAGAUAAUGAAGCUGUUAGUUUUACAUGGGAGGUAAUAAAAGAAGAUGAUGAGCAACAUUCUAAGAUAGAAAAGAGCUCACCAGCAAAUGUGAAACCAGAUAAAAAAUCAAAAGUUGAUCGUAAAAGAGAAUCCAUGUCUGAUGCAACCAAUCCAGAAUCAUCAAAUGUUGUUGACAUAUUUGGAGGAGCUGUGAGUGACAGCGAUUUGGAAGAAGAGAAUAUAAAUGUUGAAAUGGAUGAUAGUCGUCUAUCUGCUUAUGAUAGUCGACUGUCCGAUACUAACUCCAUGCACGGAAUAGGAGAUAUAAAUACUAAAAGAGAAUCACUACCCACACAAUUCAAUCCUGCAAUGUUCCAUUCUCGUAAAACCUCUUCUAGCCAUACUGUCACGAGUGGAACUAUAGGAUAUUCAAAAAGUGCUGUACUUUCUUCUGAAGAAGAUCUUGAUUUUCAAUCUCAAGAUAUGUCCAAAGAUAAUAUGACUUUCAGAAUAGAACAGUUAAGAGCAGAGUUAGAAGAGUUAAAACAACGGAGACAGAGAACACAACAUGAAAUAUCUGGCAUGGAAAAUUUGGCAUUGAGACAAAGAUUUCAAGAUAAUUUACAUACACUGAAUCAGGAUAUACUUUAUAAAGAAAUGGAAUACCAAGGUUUGCUCACAUUACAAAAUUCCGAAGAUAUUUAAACUUGUCAAACAAUAUAUGCAUACAGUAAGGAAAGAUCAAUUAAAACAUAUUGUGUUUAUUGUGUAGAAUUUAAUCAGAAAUAGAUAAUUUCAUAAUGCAUAGUUCACAUAUUAAAGUCAUAUUUACAUAAAAAAUAUUUGUAUGGUAGCAUGGAUAAAUGCAGUACAAUAUUAUGAUUACAAGUUUCUGCUUGGAUGUCACUCUGAACAAAAACAAGUGAUUCUUAAAUAUAUAUAUUCUAAACCAUGUUCUAUUAUAGUCAAUCAAGUUUUAAAUCAGUUUGGUAAUCCUGAAAUUUUGUUAAAAUUAUAUUUCACAAUUAAGAAUAUUAAAUUAAUUAUUGUUAUAUUUGUUAGAUUAAUUAAGGUUUAUUAUUGAACUAAGUUCAAUAUUAUGAACAAGGCUAUACAUUUUAUAUGCAGGUUGUUUAUCCUUUGAUAUAACUGUAAUUGAUGUUUUAUUAAUUUGCAUUAAAAACUUUAAAUACCAAGGAUUAAAGUUAAAUAGGCACUUAUAUAUUUGUUCUGGCAUCAUCAAGACCUAUUUGCUAUAGCAAUACAGAUGAUAAGUUCAUAUAUAAUACUAAAAGUAGAUUAAAUAAUAGUUUAAUAUGUAAAACCAUGAAUUAAAUAAGUAACAUAUGAUAUUUGAUAAAUUUUGCAUUCACAAUGCUAUACUAAUACCUAGUACAAAGUACCCUGAAAUGGGACUCAAAUCCACAAGCAUUUGUAUCUGUUGUUGGUUCAAGUCUUUUAAGCAUUUUUCAUUAAAUGUAUUUAUCAGCAACACAUUGUAAAUGCAAAAUUGAUCAAAUAUAAUACAUAAUUAGAACAAAUUUUCAUCUAGACAAAAAGUUUAAAAUAUUUGUAAAAAAUAUUUCUAUCGGCUAUUUUGGUGGAUUGCCUGUACAUGAUGAAAAUACUGGGGUUGGUAGAUUUUUAAGCACAUUUUAUUAAAUAUGUUUACAUAUGAUAAAAUAUUAGUAUUGUAAUAAUUAUAAUUAUAUUAAAUAAUAAUUAUAUUGUAAUAUUAAAUAAUUAUGUAAUAGUUAUGCAGCAGGUACAUACAUUUAAAUAGAAAUAAAUAAAAAAUCAGUUGUAUUUAAUAAUAAAGUUUGUUAUAUAUUUUUGUAUUUUUUUGGCGGCCUUAUUAAUUAUGAUUGAGAGUUGUUUGUAUACUACUUAUCUCAAGUUAGAAAUAAUAUAAUUAAAAAAAAGAUUUAAUGACAAGACAAAGCAUAAAUAAAUAUUAUUUCAAUUAUAUAUAUUUUACCAUUAAUUAUUAUGAUUUUAUUUAUGUUUUAAUUAAAAUGAAUUGCUAUUUUAUUAUUAUUUUGAUAUUUGUGCAAAAGCAAAAGUAUUUAUCUGUGAGAAAUGCGCACAUUAAAUCGGUCUAUUUAGUAUGAUAUUUGUGUCAGGAGUAUAGCAAGCGAGGCAAGAGGGUUCAAGAGUUCUGUAAGAGUUUCGCAACAGAAAUCUUGACGCGGAUAUACGCAUUUUUUAAUUAAAUCACUAAAAAAAUUGGCCGAUAACAGAUUCACUGGAUUCACUUUAAAGAAAACGUGAAUGCUUAUAAAACAAAAAAAGUCAUUGGAUCAUAAUGCUCUAUGUGUAAGAAAAAAAAAAAACAAAUAAACAAGUUUUAUUGGCGAAUUACGUUUGCUUACGUAAAAUGUAUCUAUUAAUAACUUCAGGAAGCUAUCAUAUAACUCCAUUGGCAUAUUUCUUAAUUUCUUUCAGUAAAGAACAUUCAACUCUACAAUUUUUUUUCGUAUGUUUAAUUUCAACGCAAAAGUCU
Messenger RNA from Diatraea saccharalis (sugarcane borer), 3265 nucleotides. The record is from the annotation of a GenBank genome assembly. NCBI's taxonomy places the organism in Eukaryota, Metazoa, Arthropoda, Insecta, Lepidoptera, Crambidae.